Messenger RNA from Pyricularia pennisetigena, 975 nucleotides. RefSeq lists its product as uncharacterized. Gene Ontology annotation, molecular function: guanyl-nucleotide exchange factor activity. The record is from RefSeq and is a predicted model, not a curated record. The transcript has a single exon. Gene Ontology annotation, cellular component: Golgi to plasma membrane transport vesicle; cell tip. Gene Ontology annotation, biological process: exocytosis. Bases 1 to 975 code for a protein of 324 amino acids. Lineage: Eukaryota; Fungi; Ascomycota; Sordariomycetes; Magnaporthales; Pyriculariaceae.
AUGCUAAGCUCAGACGCCAACAACAACAGGAGAUCAGCAUUCAGACCCCGGGCGCAAUUCCCUUCACGUCGUGAGAAGCUCUUUGAGCCGAACACAAACACCAACACAAGGCAUCAAACUCCGCCGCCAAGACAGGUUGUAAAACCAUUUGUUGACCAACAGGGCUCCACAUCGCCUUUAUCGACGGCAUCGUCACCAACUUCGUCAGUAUCAUCCUCAUCAUCAACAACAUCGAGCUGCCCAAGAUGCGGCUUCGACAACUCUCCCACAUCGUCCGCGGCCACGUCGCCCACUGCUUCAACCCGCGGUGAAGACGGCGAUCCGACGUCGCUGGCCGACGCCCAACGCCAGAUUGAGGAGUUGCGGCUGCAGGUGCGCACGCUCAACGAGAAAGCCGCCGUGGCCGUCGAGAAGUGGGCCGGCUACGAGGACGAGCUGGCGCGGUUGCGACGGCAGCUCAAGAACUCGUCCGCCACGGCCAGCAGCAACCAACCUCAAGCCGCAGCAGCGACAGCCGGAGCAACGCACGGCAUAGGCUCCUUCUGGAGCGGCAGGACGUCGUCUUUGUCGCCGCCCCCACCGGCCGCCGCUCGCGACAGGUCGUCGGCGUCGUCGUCCAAGAUGGACAAAACCACCGACGACUUGCUGAUGGUGCUGUCCAAGGAGCAGCAGCUGCGCGUGACGGGCGACCAGACCCUGGACGAUUUGCUGGUCGCCCUGACGCGGGAGCAGCAGCUGCGGGCGGCCGCCGAGGCGCGCGAGCUGGACGCCAGCCGCGAGGUCGAGGAGCUGAGCGCGUCGCUGUUCGAGGAGGCAAACCAGAUGGUGGCUACCGAGAGGCGCGCCAGAGCCAAGCUGGAGGAGCGCGUCGACGUCUUGGAGAAGAGAGACGCCGAGAAGAAGAGGAGGCUGGAGAGGUUGGAGCUGGCCGUCGGCAGGAUACAGAGGGUCAAGAAGCUGCUCCAGGAGUCGUGA